AUGGAGAAGAUUACAGAUGUGACUGUUGGACCCUGUGAAUGUUCCAAGUAUAUCAAACCAAAACGAAUUCAUUACAAACAGAAUGGUGUGGAAAAAAUAUGGGAUGCCAUGAAGGUACAUGACGGAGUGGCAUGUCUUUUGUUUAAUACAACAAGAAGGGUUUUCAUUUUUGUGCGACAGUUCAGACCAGCAAUUUACAUCAACAGUGUGGCUACAGAAGUCAGAGAUGGAGUAGAGACAGUUGACACCAACAAGUAUCCAGCAUCUUUGGGGAUGACGAUAGAACUCUGCGCUGGGAUCAUUGAUCGGGACGAGCCUCCUCAGAAUAUUGCUAAAAGUGAAAUAUCAGAGGAAUGUGGUUAUGAUGUUCCGCUGGAGCAUAUAAGAAAAGUGACAUCUUGCAGAAGUGGAGUUGGAACCGCUGGAGGCACACUUCACAUCUUCUACGCUGAGGUCACCGAUGAGAUGAAGGUUGGACCAGGGGGAGGCAAUCCACACGAAGGGGAGAUGAUCGAGGUUGUUGAGAUGUCUAUAGAGGAGGGGAGGAAACUUAUACUUGAUGAAACAGUUAACAGAGUGCACGGGUUGUUAUUUGCCUUGCUCUGGUUCUUUGAAAAUAUAUCCUACAAGGAUUCCUAG
Messenger RNA from Candidula unifasciata, 639 nucleotides. The record is from the annotation of a GenBank genome assembly. Lineage: Eukaryota; Metazoa; Mollusca; Gastropoda; Stylommatophora; Geomitridae.